Molecule: messenger RNA, 516 nt
Organism: Glycine soja
Lineage: Eukaryota; Viridiplantae; Streptophyta; Magnoliopsida; Fabales; Fabaceae
Product: SNF1-related protein kinase regulatory subunit gamma-1-like
Exons: 4
Coding region: 1-516 (171 amino acids)
Source: RefSeq, a predicted model, not a curated record
AUGGAUGACACGGUUUUGCAUGCUUUGCUACUUCUCUCUAAGCAUCGAGUGCACGUUUUGCCAGUCAUACAGGAACCUGAAGCUGGAUUUAUCGGUUUUGCUACACAGAAUGCAGUAGUCGAGCACCUUCUUCAAUCAAGUGAACUAGAGUGGUUUGAUAACAUUGCAGAUAAGAACUUAUCAGAUUUCCGAUUUGAAAGCCAAGAAAAUCCUAGUUGUGUAUAUGGGGACCAAACUGUUGCAAAUGCAUUAGAUAUGCUCUGGCAAAACCAAACUUGUCCGGUUGCUGUUGUAGAUCGACAAACUAAGAAGCUCCUGGAAUUCAUUCACAUAGAGACUGACAAAGUAGAAACUGAACGAGCCAUUGAACAUGACCAUGGGGUUUUUCUCACAGCAGGAAGUCUCCGGCUUAAAAACAGCUUCAUACCCAGAAUGGACUUGCCCGUUGCAAACAAGGAAAAUGAAACACUCAAGCAAACAAUGGAGCAUACAACUGAGACAGUUUCAGCUUUCUGA